CUAGUUAGCGUGAUGGCACGGUUAAUGCUGUGCGUGUUGUGUGCAAUCUUCUUUGGGAACGUCGAAUCCGCAAGUAUUUUAGGGAUAUUCCCGUUCCCCGGGAAAAGCCACUACUUUAUGUUCGAGAAAGUCAUGAAAGCCCUAGCUGAAAGUGGACAUGAGGUUGACAUCUACACCCAUUUUUUAUCUAAAAAUGCAGUUUCCCGCAGCUACAACCAAAUAAGUUUACUGGGUACCCUACCGAUAGUUACGAAUAACUUCAGCGCAGACGUUGCAGAGUAUUCCUUCGUCGAAACGCUAAACUUGAUGACUGAAGCAGUGGGCACAGAUAUAUGCCGAAAACUCUUCGAUUCCGACCAGAUGCGAAACUUAAAAGUAAAUACAAAAAAGUACGAUGUGAUCAUCACCGAACUCUUUGCUUCAGAGUGUAUGUUAGCAUGGGGUCACCACUUCGGGAUACCGGUUGUGGGUAUGCUGAGCAGCUACCAUCUUCCGUGGACCGGUGACAGAUUCGGCCUACCAGAUAAUCCCUCCUAUGUACCAAAUUAUUUUUCUGGUCGUGCGUCGCUAGACAACUUUUUCCAUCGGCUAUCCAAUACUAUACAGUACGUGAUAGCCAAAUGGUACCACAGUACCGUUUAUGAGACGCAGAACGAAAUAGCCAGAAACUUUUUUGGCAGUAAUUUGCCGGACCUUCGGCAACUGGCCUUCAACGUAAGUUUAUUCUUGGUCAACGCGCAUUAUAGCACUAACGGCGCUAGGCCGCUGCCACCGAAUGUAGUAGAAGUAGCUGGUGCGCAUAUCCGAAAACCGAAACCGUUAAAUUCGCAUUUCAUGGAAAUUCUAAGAACCGACAAGAAAGGGGUGAUUUACUUGACAAUGGGGUCAGUUAUGCAAACCGAAACUUUCCCGAUAGCAACUCUGCAAUCGAUGUUCGACGCUUUCGCCGAGCUACCGUACAAAGUAGUCUGGAAAGCGAUCAAAAGUAACUUUUCAAAGGAACUUAGAUUUCCCGAUAACAUACACUUCGAGAAAUGGAUGCCGCAAAUCGAUAUUUUGUGCGACCCGAACGUAAAACUUUUCGUUUCUCACGGCGGAAUGCUGGGCAGCCUGGAAGCCAUUUACUGCGGAGUACCUGUGCUAGGAAUUCCACUAUUCGCAGACCAAACCACCAAUAUCGCUGUGGCCGAGACCAAAGGCUACGCCAUAAGAGUUGAUUACAAAAAUAUUUCUAGAGACAGUAUACUGCAUGCCGCAAAAACGCUUUUAGAAGAUACCAGAUACCAAGAAAAUGCAAAAAAAAUAUCAGAGAACUUUAAGGACCGCCCACGCGAACCGUUAGACGAAGCCAUCUACUGGAUAAACUACGUCAUUAAACACAAGGGGGCACCAGAGUUGCGGAGCGCAGCCGCUCGACUUUCGUGGUACCAGUAUUUUCUGGUCGAUGUAAUAGCCAGCAUUGCGGUCUCCUUUUGUACCUUCAUCUUUUUUGUUUAUGUAGGUCUUAGGGCCGUUUUUAUCCGAAAACAAUUGAAACAAAAAUCUAAUUGAUCGUCCUUUAGGUUAGGGUAAAUUUAAUUUAAAAAAUUAUGUAUAAUGAACAGUUGUGUUCGUCGAUAUAUAGCAGUUUUAGGCAAUUUUUAACCAGCAUUUAUAGUUAUAUUGAGUUAAUUACUAGGGUGUACUGCUGUAAUUGAAUAAUUAGAUAAAUAAAGCAGCAUUUUCAGAAAAUG
Cylas formicarius (sweet potato weevil) is the source of this 1733-nucleotide messenger RNA. Its product is annotated as UDP-glucosyltransferase 2-like. Gene Ontology annotation, molecular function: UDP-glycosyltransferase activity. The transcript has 6 exons. The coding region runs from base 13 to 1551 and encodes 512 amino acids. NCBI's taxonomy places the organism in Eukaryota, Metazoa, Arthropoda, Insecta, Coleoptera, Brentidae. The record is from RefSeq and is a predicted model, not a curated record.